Pectinophora gossypiella (pink bollworm) is the source of this 1979-nucleotide messenger RNA. RefSeq names its product plasminogen activator inhibitor 1 RNA-binding protein-like (gene VIG). Gene Ontology annotation, cellular component: cytoplasm; nucleus. NCBI's taxonomy places the organism in Eukaryota, Metazoa, Arthropoda, Insecta, Lepidoptera, Gelechiidae. The transcript has a single exon. The record is from RefSeq and is a predicted model, not a curated record. Bases 181 to 1350 code for a protein of 389 amino acids. Gene Ontology annotation, molecular function: RNA binding.
GUAUCCGCCAUAUUCAUUCUUUUCUCUAUUCCUUUCGUCAUAUGGCGUAAAGUGCGAUCGCGUUUGUCCGCCAUAUUAAAUGAAAUCAAUAAAAUAAGACAAAAUGUCGCCUUACUAAAGUGCAUGAAAAAAUCCAUCAACAUCCAGUUUUUGUGUGAUUAAAUCAUCAAGAGGAUCACAAUGGAGAAUUCCUACGGUGUGGGGGUUGUUAACAGAUACGCUCUUUUCUUGGACGAUGAGUCCGAUCCUCUUGAUGCGUUAAAAGCGCGAGAGCAAGCGAAGGAGCUCAAAAAGAAGACCAAAGAGGCCGAAAAAGAAAACAAAGGCAAGCCUGAAAGCAAACCCAAGGGGGUCACCGUUGUCGCUAGGAAAGGAAUCAAGGAAACCCAAAAUGUGAAGUCCCAGGAGACCAAGAGCGGCGAACAACAAAAGACCAAGGGUCCUGCUCGAACGAACGAGCGCAACGCGGAGCGUCCGCCUCCGCGCCGCCGUGAAGACCGGCCGCAGAACGGUGCCCCUGAGGGUAAGGAUGGUGCGGCGCGACCACCGCGUCGUGAAUUCAGCGACCGUAGGCCUCCGAACUUUGAGCGGCGCAACUUCAGCGAGAAUCCUGAAGGAGGUGAAAGGCGCGGCCCACGACCACCGCGUGAGCAACGCGACCGCGAUCGUGAAGCUGGACCGCGUGGGCCCCGUGCCGGAUACGACAAUCGAGGCAAGCGUGAGUUCGACCGCCGGUCGGGUUCGGACAAGACUGGUGUGAAGCCGGUCGACAAACGCGAAGGUGGCGGGCCACAUAACUGGGGCACUAUUAAAGAUGAACUCGACGAGCUUAACAAGACGGGCUCUGAAGGUGAGGUGGCCGAUGAGAAGGCAGCAGACGCAGGCGCCGGCACUGGAGCAGGCGGGGACGCUCAGCCAGAGCCUGCGCCGGCUGAGGAGGAGCCGCGUGAGCUUACGCUGGACGAGUACAAGGCAUUGCGGAACGCGCAACGCACAGCUCCGCAGUACAAUAUUCGCAAGGCAGGUGAGGGUGAAGACCUGAGCCAGUAUAAGAACCUGGUGCUGCUGGAACGCAAAAAAGAAGGUGGGGACGAUGAUGAUAGCGAGGAGGAGUACGACAUCGCUGAUUUCCCGCAGCGCGUGGGUCGCCAGAAGCGUGUCUUGGGCAUUGAGUUCACGUUCAGUGACACCGCGCGGCGUGGCGGCGCCGGCGGGCGUGGGCGCGGGCGCGGAAGGGGCCGCGGACGCCCUGGUCGCGAGGAGGUGGUCCAGGAGGAGCGCCCCGCGCCACGCCAACAGGCCGUGCCGCCCAAGGUCGACGACAGCAAGGAUUUCCCCUCUCUUGGCUAGACUUGCAGUGAGCCUUCGCUCUUCUCCCCUUUUGAAAGUACGAUAGAGAUACAAAUUUAAAUAUUGUAUGUACCGUUAUUUUUGAAGUAAAUAUACAAAAUAUUUACACGAGUGUGUAUUAUAUUACAUUUUAUUCGGUUUUGACAUUGACCGUCUCAGAAUUCACAAAACAAUUGUUGGGAUCGUAUGUAGACUCUCAUGAUAUGGGGUUGAAUAAUCAUGCUCAUGUAUUACGCUGGAUGUAAUUAGGGGGAGGAUAUAUUUGAUACAUUUAAGUUUUGUUUUACACAUUAUAGCUACAGUAAUGCAUACAGAACUAUCAUACUUAACCGUAGCUUUUAUCAUAUUGUAAUCACGUUGGCUUAUGAUUUUAACUUUGAAGAGUUAUGGAUUAAGGUUUUUUAACUUACAGACUGUGACAUACUAUAAUGAAUUAACUCCGUCACAACUUAGUGUAGAGCAUUUGUGAAGAAAAUAACCCUUGUUGCAUUUUAUAUCAUGAGUUUGUGUUGACAAAUGCAGACUUUGGGAACUGUAAAUAGUUAUAUAUGUUUAAAAGAUAAGGUCUUAACAAGGUUGAUUUUUGUUGUUACACAAACUUCUUGAAAAAUAAACAUUUUGUAUGUGUG